Messenger RNA from Vitrella brassicaformis, 672 nucleotides. NCBI's taxonomy places the organism in Eukaryota, Vitrellaceae. The record is from the annotation of a GenBank genome assembly.
CGUGCAGUCGGUUCUCUCAUCCUUGCCACUCUCUGGUCCAGAUCUGCAUCGCCGGGAGGCCUGUUAUGAGUCGAAAUCAUUGAUCAUGGUGACGAUUCGCUUGCUGAGUGUGGAUGACCUGUUCAAGUUCAACAACGUCAACCUGGACGCCUUCACCGAGACCUUCCGCACCGACUUCUACCUCCACUACCUCACCAACUGGCCCGAGUGCUGCGUCGUCGCAGCCACACCUGACGACACCAUCGCGGGAUACAUCAUCGGCAAGGUCGAGGGCUCAAAUGACAGCUGGCAUGGCCACGUGACGGCGCUGUCCAUCGCGCCCGACUUCCGCAAGACCGGCCUGGCCCAGCGGCUGAUGGCGUACCUGGAGGACGUGUGUGACCGGAUCCACGGGUGCUUCUUCAUGGACCUGUUUGUGCGGCCGAGCAACACUGUGGCGGUGCGGUUCUACCGGAAGCUGGGGUACGUCGUGUGGCGGGUGGUGAGCGGGUAUUACAGCGGGAGUGAGGACGCCUAUGACAUGCGGAGGCCCCUGGCCAGGGACCGGGACGGCAAGAGCAUCGCUGACGCCCAUGACUUCAAGACCAGGGGGAUCAAGGCGUGACUAGCGUACGUGUGUAUGUGUGUCCGAUGGAUGGGUGUGGGUGGUCUGUAUAGCGGUCGGUGCGGAGG